GCCCGCGGCGAAGGAGGUGGGCCGCGCGCGCCGGUGGGAAGCGUCCGGCUGCCUCAGCGCCGACUUCGUCGUAGUCGCUGCCUCCCGGGUCCCUCUCGCCCCUCCUCCCCGCUCCCCCCGCCCGCCGCCGCCCGGGCGCAUGCGCUGCCGGAGCGCGAGGGUCGGCUUCGGGUGUGUGGUGGCGGCAGAGCGGAGCUGCGAGGCCCGAGAGUCAGAACCUGGGGGAGAGGGAUGGUCUCUGCACGGGGGGGAGCCGGAGGAGCCGCCGCCGCUGCCGACGCCACCGCCGCAGCCGCCGCCGCCGCCGCCUCGGCGUCCGCCUCCCGACGCUGACGGGCUCGUACGAAGCCGGCGAGGGGGAACCCGCACCAGCGGUCGCCGGCACACCGCCCAGCAUGGUCCGGGAAACCAGGCACCUCUGGGUGGGCAACUUACCAGAGAAUGUGCGGGAAGAGAAGAUCAUCGAGCAUUUCAAACGAUAUGGCCGCGUGGAAAGUGUCAAAAUUCUCCCUAAAAGGGGAUCUGAAGGAGGAGUGGCUGCCUUUGUGGAUUUUGUGGACAUCAAAAGUGCACAGAAGGCUCAUAACUCAGUCAACAAAAUGGGAGAUAGAGACCUACGCACGGAUUAUAAUGAACCAGGCACCAUUCCGAGUGCUGCUCGGGGAUUGGAUGAUACAGUUUCCAUAGCAUCUCGUAGUAGAGAGGUUUCUGGGUUCAGAGGAGGUGGUGGAGGACCUACUUAUGGCCCCCCACCAUCACUUCAUGCACGAGAAGGACGUUAUGAGCGGAGACUUGAUGGGGCUUCAGAUAACAGGGAGCGUGCUUAUGAACAUAGUGCCUAUGGACACCAUGAACGGGGGACGGGAGGAUUUGAUCGGACAAGACAUUACGAUCAGGAUUACUAUAGAGAUCCUCGAGAGCGGACCUUACAACAUGGGCUCUAUUACACUUCUCGGAGUCGAAGUCCAAACCGUUUUGAUGCUCAUGACCCCCGAUAUGAACCUAGGGCUCGGGAGCAAUUUACACUGCCCAGUGUGGUACACAGGGAUAUCUACAGGGAUGAUAUUACCCGGGAGGUACGAGGCAGAAGGCCAGAGCGGAAUUACCAGCACAGCAGGAGUCGGUCACCACAUUCAUCCCAGUCUAGAAAUCAGUCUCCUCAGAGGCUGGCUAGCCAAGCAUCUAGACCCACACGGUCCCCUAGCGGCAGCGGCUCUAGGAGUAGAUCCUCCAGUAGUGAUUCAAUCAGCAGCAGCAGUAGUACCAGCAGUGACAGCAGUGAUUCCAGCAGUAGUUCAAGUGAUGACUCUCCAGCUCGAUCUGUUCAAUCUGCAGCAGUUCCUGCACCCACUUCUCAGUUACUUUCAUCUCUGGAAAAAGAUGAGCCUCGUAAAAGUUUUGGGAUCAAGGUUCAAAAUCUUCCAGUACGCUCCACAGAUACAAGCCUUAAAGAUGGCCUUUUCCAUGAAUUUAAGAAAUUUGGAAAAGUGACUUCAGUGCAGAUACAUGGAACUUCAGAAGAGAGAUAUGGUCUUGUAUUCUUUCGUCAGCAAGAGGACCAAGAAAAAGCAUUGACUGCAUCAAAAGGAAAACUUUUCUUUGGUAUGCAGAUUGAAGUAACUGCAUGGAUAGGGCCAGAGACAGAAAGUGAAAAUGAAUUUCGCCCUUUGGAUGAAAGGAUAGAUGAAUUUCACCCCAAAGCAACAAGAACACUCUUCAUUGGUAACCUGGAAAAAACCACUACUUAUCAUGACCUUCGCAACAUCUUCCAGCGCUUUGGAGAAAUUGUGGAUAUUGAUAUUAAGAAAGUAAAUGGGGUUCCUCAGUAUGCGUUCUUGCAAUACUGUGAUAUUGCCAGCGUUUGUAAGGCUAUUAAGAAGAUGGAUGGGGAAUAUCUUGGAAAUAAUCGCCUAAAGUUGGGUUUUGGAAAGAGCAUGCCUACAAACUGUGUGUGGUUAGAUGGGCUUUCUUCAAACGUGUCGGAUCAGUAUUUAACACGGCAUUUCUGCCGAUAUGGACCUGUGGUAAAGGUGGUGUUUGAUCGCAUAAAAGGCAUGGCCCUGGUUCUCUACAAUGAAAUUGAAUAUGCACAAGCAGCUGUGAAAGAGACCAAGGGGAGAAAAAUUGGUGGGAAUAAAAUUAAGGUUGAUUUUGCAAAUCGUGAAAGUCAGUUGGCAUUUUAUCACUGUAUGGAAAAAUCUGGUCAAGAUAUCAGAGACUUUUAUGAAAUGUUAGCAGAAAGAAGAGAGGAACGAAGGGGAUCUUAUGACUAUAGCCAAGAUCGUACCUAUUAUGAAAAUGUUCGUACUCCAGGCACAUAUCCUGAGGAUUCCAGGAGGGACUAUCCAGCUCGAGGGAGAGAAUUCUAUUCAGAAUGGGAAACAUACCAAGGAGACUACUAUGAAUCACGGUAUUAUGAGGAUCCUCGGGAAUACAGGGAUUAUAGGAAUGACCCUUAUGAACAAGAUAUUCGAGAAUACAGUUAUAGGCAAAGAGAACGAGAAAGAGAACGUGAAAGAUUCGACUCUGAUCGUGACAGAGACCACGAGAGGAGGCCAAUUGAACGAAGUCAGAGUCCGGUGCACUUGCGGCGCCCACAGAGUCCUGGAGCAUCGCCUUCACAAUCUGAUAGAUUGCCUAGUGAUUCUGAGAGGAGGCUUUAUAGCCGAUCCUCAGACAGAAGUGGCAGCUGUAGCUCACUUUCCCCUCCAAGAUAUGAUAAAAUUGACAAGUCUCGAUUGGAACGUUAUACAAAAAAUGAAAAAUCAGAUAAAGAGCGAACUUUUGAUCCUGAGAGAGUAGAAAGAGAGAGACGCUUAAUUAGGAAGGAAAAGGUGGAAAAGGACAAAAUUGAUAAGCAGAAACGAAAAGGAAAAGUUCUUUCCCCUAGUUCUCAAUCUUCAGAGACAGACCAAGAAAAUGAGAGGGAGCAGAGUCCUGAAAAAUCACGGAGUUUUAAUAAACUGAGCAGAGAGAAAGCUGAUAAAGAAGGAAUUGCAAAAAACCGCCUAGAACUCAUGCCUUGUGUGGUGUUGACUCGUGUAAAAGAAAAAGAGGGAAAGGUUAUUGAUCAUACUUCUUUGGAAAAAUUGAAAACUAAGCUUGAUAAUGACUCUGUUAAGUCGUCCCUAGAUCAGAAACUUCAGAUCUCUCAAACAGAGCCUGCAAAAUCUGAUUUGUCUAAAUUGGAAUCUGUUAGAACAAAAGUUCCAAAGGAAAAAGGACUUUCAAGCCACAUAGAAGUGGUAGAUAAAGAAGGUAGGAUGAAACCCAGGAAGCACCUAAAACCAGAACAGACUACUGAUGGAGUGAGUGCUCUGGAUCUAGAGAAGCUGGAAGCAAGAAAAAGGCGUUUUGCAGAUUCUAAUAUGAAAACAGAAAGGCAAAAACCAGAGGUCAAGAAAAGUAGUCCAGAGGUAGAGGACACUCGGGUACUUUUAAAAAAGCAAACUGACAUACCCUCUAGAGAAGUCAUUUUGCUGAGAGAAGGAGAGUCUGAAAGAAAGCCUAUGAGGAAAGAAAUUCUGAAAAGAGAAUCUAAAAAAGUCAAACUAGACAGACUUAAUGCUGUUCCCAGUCCUAAAGACUGUCAAGAGCUUUCCAGUAUUUCUGUUGGGACUGCUUCAAGGCCCAGCUCAGAUCUUCAAGCAAGAUUGGGGGAACCAGUGAGUGAAUCUGUGGAAAAUCAAGAAACCCAGUCAAAAAAAUCUACUUCCUCAAAACCACAGCUCAAACAGCUGCAGCUAUUAGAUGAUCAAGGACCAGAGAGAGAGGAUAUUAGGAAAAACUAUUGCAGCCUCCGUGAUGAAACACUUGAAUGUAAAUCAGGACAAGAGAAACCACAUUCAGUAAACGCUGAAGAAAAAAUUGGCAUUGAUAUUGAUCACACACAGAGUUACCGAAAACAAAUGGAGCAGAGUCGUAGAAAACAGCAGAUGGAGAUGGAAAUAGCCAAGUCUGAGAAGUUCGGCAGUCCUAAAAAAGAUGUAGAUGAAUAUGAAAGACGAAGUCUGGUUCAUGAAGUAGGCAAACCACCUCAAGAUGUCACCGACGAUUCUCCUCCCAGCAAAAAGAAAAGGCUGGACCAUGUUGAUUUUGAAAUCUGUACAAAGAGAGAGAGGAAUUACAGAAGUUCACGCCAAAUUAGUGAAGAUUCCGAAAGGACUAGUUGUUCUCCCAGUAUUCGACAUGGCUCCUUCCAUGAAGAUGAUGAUCCUAUAGGCUCCCCUCGGCUACUGUCAGUAAAAGGGUCUCCUAAAGUAGAUGAGAAAGGCCUCCCAUAUUCUAAUAUAACAGUCAGAGAAGAGUCCUUAAAAUUUAAUCCUUAUGAUUCUAGCAGGAGAGAACAGAUGGCAGACAUGACCAAAAUUAAGUUAUCUGUCUUGAAUUCUGAAGAUGAACUAAGUCGAUGGGACUCUCAGAUGAAACAAGAUGCCAGCAGAUUUGAUGUGAGUUUUCCAAACAGCAUAAUUAAGAGAGACAGUCUUCGAAAGAGGUCUGUUCGUGACUUAGAACCUGGUGAGGUGCCUUCUGAUUCUGAUGAAGAUGGUGAACACAAAUCCCACUCGCCCAGAGCCUCAGUAUUAUAUGAAAAUUCUCGAUUAUCUUUUUUAUUGAGGGACAGAGAAGAUAAACUACGUGAGCGGGAGGAAAGACUCUCUAGUUCUUUAGAAAGGAACAAAUUUUACUCUUUUGCAUUGGAUAAGACAAUCACACCGGACACUAAAGCUCUGCUUGAAAGAGCUAAAUCCCUCUCUUCAUCUCGAGAAGAAAAUUGGUCUUUUCUUGAUUGGGACUCCCGAUUUGCUAAUUUUCGAAGCAACAAAGAUAAAGAAAAAGUUGAUUCUGCACCACGACCCAUUCCAUCCUGGUACAUGAAAAAAAAGAAAAUUCGAACUGAUUCAGAAGGAAAAAUUGAUGAUAAAAAAGAUGAUCAUAAAGAAGAAGAACAAGAAAGGCAAGAAUUAUUUGCAUCUCGUUUUUUACACAGCUCAAUCUUUGAACAAGAUUCCAAGAGAUUACAACAUCUAGAAAGAAAAGAUGAAGAUUCUGACUUUGUUUCUGGUAGGUUAUAUGGGAGGCAAACAUCAGAUGGAGCAAACAGCACAACUGAUUUGAUUCAAGAGCCAGUAGUUCUGUUCCAUAGCAGGUUUAUGGAACUCACACGAAUGCAACAGAAAGAGAAAGAAAAAGACCAAAAGCCUAAAGAAGCUGAGAAACAGGAAGAUACAGAGAGUCAUCCUAAGACCCUAGAAUCUGCUUCUGAGAAUAAAAAUGCAGAAUUGAAAACUCCAUCUUCGAUUGGGCCUCCUGCGGUCACAGUUGUAAUACCAGAGUCAUCAUCAGCACAGGAGAAGAUAACAGUUGGUGACAAAGCAGGAGAGGUUGAUACAGUCUCAGAAGAGAAGACUGUGGAGCCAGCCUCUACCUCAGAAGAAGCAAAAUCUGUUUCUGAACAUACUCCCAUUGCUGUGCAACCACCUGAACAAUUAGACUUUGCCCCAGAAGUGGUCACCAGUAAAGAUGAUGCUGAGACUCCUUUAGUUGUUGAAGAAAAGUCAUCAGUUGACCAGCUGCCUUUUCUAGAUACUAAGCCUCCAACUCCUGGGUCCUCAUUUUCCCAAGUAGAGGUCAGUGUAGAUCCAGAGCCUGAAAGUACUCAGCCACUUUCAAAAUCCACUCAGAAGGCUGAGGAAGCUGAUGAGCCCAAAGUAGAGAAGCCAGAUCUGGCUGCUAAUGUUGAGCCAAAUGCAAAUCAGAAAGCUGAAGUGAUUCCUGAGGCUCCCCCUCAAGCUUCUGAAGAUGUAGAGGUUGAUCCUCCAGUUGUUGCAAAAGAUAGAAAAACAAACAAAAGUAAACGUUCCAAGACCCCCAUUCAGGCAGCAGCAGCAAGUGUCAUAGAGAAGCCCGUCACAAGAAAGAGUGAGAGGAUAGAUAGGGAAAAGCUCAAGCGAUCCAGUUCUCCUCGGGGAGAAGCACAGAAGCUUUUAGAAUUAAAGAUGGAGGCAGAGAAGAUUACAAGGGCUACCUCUAAAAACUCAGCCACAGACUCUGAACACCCUGAGCCGAGCUUGCCCCUUAGCCGAACAAGGCGCCGGAAUGUAAGGAGUGUCUAUGCAACCAUGGGUGACCAUGAAAGCCGCUCCCCUGUCAAGGAACCUGUUGAGCAACCUAGGAUAACCAGAAAGAGACUGGAGCGAGAGCUCCAAGAGGCAGCAGCAGCAGUUCCUACAACCCCUAGGCGGGGACGACCUCCAAAAACACGCCGGAGAGCUGAUGAGGAGGACGAAACUGAAGCAAAAGAAGCAGUAGAAACACUUAAGUCAACUGAGGGAUGGAGAUCCCCAAGAUCCCAAAAGUCAGCUACUGGUGGCCCACAAGGGAAAAAGGGGAGAAACGAACCAAAAGUUGAUGCUGAGGCUGCUACUGAAGGGAUUUCCCAAAUAAAUGUGAAAGAAAAUAACACAAAAUCUAAGACUGAUAAAGAGGAAGCAGGAAGUGAACAGAAACGUGACAGAAAAGAAGUUAGCACUGACAGAAAUGCACCUGAGACUCCCCCAGUUGAAGUGGUGGAGAAAAAAACAGGCCCUGAGAAAAACUCUAAAUCAAAAAGAGGGAGAUCUCGAAACUCCAGGUCAGCAGUGGAUAAGUCUGCACAUCUGAAAAACGUGGACACUAAUGUCAACCCCAGUGUUACUGAAAGUCCUGUGGAGCUACCAGUGGAAAAGGAAGCUGGGGUUGUGGCAGUCUCACCCGAGAAGAGCGAGAGUCCCCAAAAGGAGAGUAGUUUGUCAUCCCAGUUGAACAGUGAUCUGGUUGAUCCAGACAAAAAAACAGAGAAGGAAGAUGGGUCUGCCUGUAAACCAUCCCGAGAAGAAAAUCAGUUAGCCAAGCAAAUGGAGCUGGAACAGGCUGUAGAGAACAUCGAAAAACUCACGGAAACCUCAGCGGCUUUUAAGGCUUCAUCUGCAGAUGCACCAGAGGGCCUUGCCACUGGGGAUGGCGACAAACCUGCACACCAAGCAAGUGAAACAGAACUGGCCGCAGCCAUUGGCUCAAUCAUCAAUGACAUUUCUGGGGAGCCAGAAAACUUCCCAGCACCUCCACCUUUCUCUGCAGAGUCUCAGAGAGACAUCCAACCCCAUUCUCAAGUGCUACAGUCUUCUGAAGAAGGAAUGGAGCCCGAGAUGGAUGUGGCUGUGUCUGGCAUCUUAGAGACCGAGGCUGCUACAGAAUCUUCUGGGCCAUCAGUCAGCGCUUCUGACCCCUCAGGAACAGGGCCAGCAGACACCAAGGAAGCUAAAGGAAACAGCAGUGAAACCUCCCACUCAGUGCCAGAAGCCAAAGGAUUAAAAGAAGAAGUUGUUCUUGCUCGUAAAGAAAAAGGGCGCCAGAAAACUCGAGCACGCCGCAAACGGAAUACAAAUAAGAAAGCUGGAGUUACUGCAGAUAUCCGAGCCUCGGAACCUGACCAAGUUCAAAGCAGGAGUUCUGCAACAAAUGAGGAAACGACACACCCUCUAGAAACUCCACAGGAAGAAAAGCAGAGUGAAAAACCUCAGCCCAUUCCUCCUGAGCCGCGUGCUACUGACCCAAACAAGACCCCAACCACAGAGGAUUUACCUGAAGAAAGCAAUGUUGUUGAAGAAAAGACUCCAGCCAAAUUGUCCAUGCCCCCAGACCUUCCCCCUCCAUCACAACCAGCACCACUGGAUGAGGAGCCACAAGCCAGAUUCAAGGUACAUUCCAUCAUUGAAAGUGAUCCAGUGACCCCACCCAGUGAUUCAAGCGUACCAACACCCAUAAUUCCUUCAGUAACUGCAGCAAAGCUCCCACCCACUCCCACUGCUGGAGGACUCCCACACCAGAGUCCUCCUACUAAGGUGACAGAGUGGAUCACUAGGCAGGAGGAGCCUCGGUCACAGUCCACAUCAUCUCCAGCUCUGCCCCCGGAUACAAAAGCCUCUGACAUUGACACCAGCUCUAGUACCCUGAGGAAGAUCCUCAUGGACCCCAAAUAUGUAUCAGCCACAGGAAUCACUUCCACAAGUGUCACAACUGCAAUUGCAGAGCCUGUUAGUGCAGCUCCUUGUCUGCAUGAGGUACCGUCUCCCUCGGUUGAAAAUAAAAAGCCUCUUUUAGAAGAAAAACCUGCAGCCCCAGUAACAAGUAUCUCUGACACACUGACCUCAGAGGUUCCAGUAGCUGCAGACAAAGAAAAGGUGGCUCCUGUCAUUGCUCCCAAAAUUACUUCUGUUAUCAGCCGGAUGCCUGUUAGCAUUGAUCUGGAGAAUUCACAGAAGAUAACUCUAGCAAAACCACCUCCUCAAACUCUGACAGGCCUAGUGAGUGCCCUGACCGGCCUGGUGAAUGUUUCCUUGGUCCCUGUGAAUGCGUUGACUGGCCCAGUGAACACCCUCAAGGGCCCUGUGAAGGGCUCAGUGACCACACUUAAAGGUUUGGUGAAUACUCCCACUGGCCCUGUUAAUGUUCUGAAGGGGCCAGUGAAUGUUCUAGCCACACCAGUGAAUGCAGUGAACGUUCUCACGGGCACCGUGAAUGCCACUUCAGGCGUGGUGAGUGCUGCUGCAGGUGUGGUGAAUGCUGCCACAGGCACAGUCACCGUCACAACAGGUGCCGUGACCGCUGCAUCUGGUGGAGUGACAGCCACAACUGGUACAGUGACUGUGGCAGGGGCAGUGAUUACACCAUCGUCAAAGUGCAAACCAAGGUCAGGCACCAAUGAAAACAGUAGGUUCCAUCCAGGGUCUAUGUCUGUGAUUGAUGACCGGCCAGCAGACACAGGCUCAGGUACAGGGCUGCGUGUGAACACUUCAGAAGGUGUCGUACUUCUGAGCUAUUCUGGGCAGAAGACAGAAGGGCCACAGCGGAUCAGUGCCAAGAUUAGCCAGAUUCCCCCAGCAAGUGCAAUGGACAUUGAAUUUCAGCAAUCAGUGUCCAAGUCCCAGGUCAAACCUGAUUCUGUCACACCAUCACAGCCUCCACCCAAAGGCCCUCAAACUCCUUCAGGCUAUGCAAACGUGGCCACUCAUUCUACUCUGGUACUGACUGCCCAGACGUACAAUGCAUCUCCCGUGAUUUCAUCUGUUAAAGCUGAUCGUCCAGCGUUGGAGAAGCCUGAGCCCAUUCACUUGUCUGUGUCCACACCUGUCACCCAGGGUGGAACGGUGAAGGUACUCACCCAGGGGAUAAAUACACCUCCGGUGCUGGUUCACAACCAACUGGUCCUCACCCCAAGCAUUGUCACCACUAACAAAAAACUUGCUGAUCCCGUCACUUUAAAAAUAGAGACCAAGGUCCUUCAGCCAGCUAACCUAGGGUCUGCUCUCACUUCCCACCACCCUCCCGCUCUGCCUAGCAAACUGCCUUCAGAAGUGAACCAUGUCACCUCGGGACCCAGUACCCCAACAGACAGAACUGUCUCCCAUUUGGCAGCCACAAAGCCAGAUGCACAUCCUCCUCGACCCAGCGGGCCUACUCCAUCCCCAUUCCCAAGGGCAUGUCACCCCAGCAGUACCACUUCCCCAGCUCUUUCCACUAAUGCCACAGUUAUGCUGGCUGCAGGCAUUCCCAUGCCUCAGUUCAUCUCGAGUAUACACCCAGAGCAGUCUGUCAUCAUGCCCCCCCACAGUAUCACCCAGACAGUAUCCCUUAGUCACUUGUCCCAGGGUGAGGUGAGAAUGAAUACACCCACACUGCCCAGCAUCACCUAUAGCAUCCGACCAGAGACACUUCACUCUCCCAGGGCCCCUCUGCAGCCCCAGCAAAUAGAGGUCAGGGCCCCACAGCGAGCUGGCACACCUCAGCCCACCACAGCUAGUGUCCCGGCUCUGGCCUCCCAGCACCCCCCAGAGGAAGAAGUCCAUUACCACCUGCCAGUUGCUCGGGCUGCAGCCCCUGUGCAGUCAGAGGUGCUGGUCAUGCAGUCCGAGUACCGACUACACCCAUACACUGUGCCCCGGGAUGUGCGGAUCAUGGUGCAUCCCCAUGUGACAGCAGUCAGUGAGCAGCCUCGAACCACAGACGGAGUAGUGAAGGUGCCACCCGCCAGCAAGGCACCCCAGCAGCCAGUGAAGGAAGUGGCCAAGGUGGCAGAUUCCAAAGCAGCCCCUGCUCCUAACCCUCAUGGUGAAGCUCGCAUCCUCACAGUUACCCCCAGCAACCAGCUGCAGGGGCUGCCUCUGACACCGCCCGUGGUUGUGACUCAUGGGGUACAGAUUGUGCACUCCAGUGGGGAGCUGUUUCAAGAGUACAGAUACGGGGACAUCCGUACCUACCAUGGCCCUGCUCAGCUCACGCACACCCAGUUUCCAGCUGCUGCCUCCAUUGGCCUACCAUCCCGGACCAAGGCUCCUGCUCAGGGCCCCCCUCCUGAAGGUGAAGCCUUGCAGCCCACUCAGCCUACACAGUCUACACAGCCUCCCCCGCCCGUGCAGCCCCCUCAGCCUGCCCAGCCCACACAGUCCUGCCAGCCCUCCCCGCUCAGCCAGCCAGGCCAGCCACCAAGCAGCAAGAUGCCUCAGGUCUCCCAGGAGGCGAAGGGGACCCAGACAGUAGUAGAGCAGCCCCGUCUCCCAACUGUACCUACAAAUAGGCCAGUUGAACCUCAUGCCCAGGUUCAGAGGACUCAAGCAGAAACAAACCAGACCUCCUAUCCUUCCCCGGUGUCUGUCUCCUUGAAAUCUGAUCUCCCAGCUCCUCUUCCUGCUCAGGCUGCCCCAAAGCAGCCCUUGUUUGUCCCCACAACUUCAGGCCCCAGCACCCCUCCUGGACUUGCUCUGCCGCACAUUGAUGCCCAGCCCACCCCCAAACAAGAUUCCUCUCCACACUUGACUUCCCAAAGGCCUGUGGAUAUGGUCCAGCUUCUGAAGAAGUACCCCAUUGUGUGGCAGGGCCUGUUGGCUCUCAAGAACGACACAGCUGCUGUGCAGCUCCACUUUGUCUCUGGCAACAAUGUUCUCGCCCAUCGAUCCCUGCCCCUCUCUGAAGGAGGCCCUCCACUGAGGAUUGCCCAGAGGAUGCGACUGGAAGCUUCCCAGCUGGAAGGAGUUGCCCGAAGGAUGACGGUGGAAACAGAUUAUUGUCUGCUGCUGGCUCUUCCCUGUGGCCGUGACCAAGAGGAUGUGGUGAGCCAGACUGAGUCCCUCAAGGCUGCUUUCAUCACUUAUCUGCAGGCCAAGCAGGCAGCAGGGAUCAUCAAUGUUCCCAACCCUGGCUCCAAUCAGCCUGCCUAUGUGCUGCAGAUCUUCCCACCCUGCGAGUUUUCGGAGAGUCACCUGUCCCGACUGGCCCCUGACCUUCUAGCCAGCAUUUCCAACAUUUCUCCCCACCUCAUGAUUGUCAUUGCCUCUGUGUGAACCACCGAAUGGUCAUCACUCGGUGUGUUUUCCUGGGGCUCUGCAGCAAAAAAUAAACACAGGACAACUCAGCCACGUGGAGGAAGAAGCUGCCGAAGGGGAUAGACUCCACUGCCAGACGGCCAGCCUCGCCCUCCUGCCCACCUGCCCGCACAGUCGGACAGACCCCUGUGGGCAGUGGUGCUGCUACUCGUAUGUUUACAUGACAUUUAGCCCAAGGACAGACCACCCACCGAUGGACUCGCAGACACCUUGGGGCUGGGUUUCUCUCUCCUUUUUGGAGGAAAGGAACAGGGCAGUGGAAUUAAUUUUUGUUUUUGUUUUUAAGAAACAAAACAGAACUGCCUUUGCACUAAAUUAGUGACUUGGACUUUUGCACAGUGAAGACAGGCUGCGACACUCUGGAUGUCUUGGUGUGAACACACAUCACAGACUCUAACCAGGACUUUGAACUUCUGCUGAAACCUUGGGGUCAAGGAACAUUUCAUCGGAUUGUUUUGUCCCCACCCCAUCCUUCCCCUUGCUCAUUUGGAUGUGUCACCUUUCUUAAUUCUCUUGCCGCUACCAUCUUUGAUUCACCUGGGAUGUACAGUUUACAAUCAGAAAAGAGCAAACAAGGAUUUUCUUUCUUGGUGGGGAUAUGCAGAACUUGGGAUGUGUGUAUAUAUAAAUAUAUAAUAUAUAUAAAUAUAUAUAAUACUGACUUAAAUCAAAUUCCCCUGACAUACAUUUUUUUUAAUCUGUGCCAAAAAUGUGUUUUCAGAGAAAAUCUUAUUUUCAUACUCA
Molecule: messenger RNA, 12164 nt
Organism: Sorex araneus (European shrew)
Lineage: Eukaryota; Metazoa; Chordata; Mammalia; Eulipotyphla; Soricidae
Gene: SPEN
Product: spen family transcriptional repressor
Exons: 15
Coding region: 396-11378 (3660 amino acids)
Biological process (GO): regulation of transcription by RNA polymerase II
Cellular component (GO): nucleus
Molecular function (GO): mRNA binding
Source: RefSeq, a predicted model, not a curated record